AUGACUUUGCCCGCAGUUACUACAUCUGAAGAUAGCCCCAUCUCAGGGAUCCCGGCCUCGGAGUCCUCUGCAGCGGAAGAGAAUAGAAUCUUGCGUCUGAGGGUGAUGGAGAUGUGGGAUGCAUGGACAAAUGGAAAAGAACCCUCGAGCGCCAUCCUUGAAUUUCCUGAGUUAUUCCCAAGGUCAACGGGUACUUCUAACGUUCCAAUCAGUCACCCGAACGUCCCGUUGGGGAAGCCUACUAUAUCUGCUCACUAUGUGGGAGGCACUUCUGAGCCCGCAGUCCCGAGGCCUGUGUUUGAUCCAUCGGCCUUCACUUACCAAACUCCUACUUACCAGCCAGAACUUCCGCAAUACCCCACAUAUGCCUACCCUCAUCCACCAACAUAUGAGUUUACACCAGGACAAGACAAAACCCCUAAAGUCACAGAGCAAGAUGAGAUGGGCAAGAAAAUGAGAAGCCUUGAACAGAGCUUAAAGAACAUGCAAGGUUUGAGCGGGAAAAAGAGUGUCUCCUAUACAAAUCUGUGUAUGUUCCCACAUGUACACUUGCUGUCAGGGUUCAAAACACCAAAGUUUGAAAAGUAUGACGGGCACGACGACCCCAUUGCUCAUCUGAAGAAGUAUUGCAAUCAGUUACGGGGGGUCGGUGGCAAAGAAGAAUUGUUGAUGACAUAUUUUUGGGAGAGACUAAUCGGCAUCGCCUCAGAGUGGUAUAUGGAUCAAGACAUCUCACGUUGGCAUAUCUGGGAUGAUCUUGCCCAAUACUUUGUUCGACAGUUUCAAUACAACAUAGACAUUGCGCCAAAUAGGAACUCUCUAACAAAUCUAAAGAAGAAACCCUCAGAAAAUUUCAGAGAAUAUGCAAUUAAGUGGCGCAAACAAGCUUCAAGAGUGAAACCUCCAAUGGAUGAGAUAGAAAUGGUCACUGUCUUCCUGCAAGCCCAAGAGCCCGAUUACUUUCAGAAUAUGAUGUCGGCCAUGGGAAAACCUUUUGCAGAGGCCAUCAAAAUUGGUGACAUGGUAGAACACGGUUUGAAAACAGGUAGGAUUUUGAGUCAGGCAGCCAUCAGAGCAACCUCCCAAGCCAUCCAAGGCGGGUCUGGAGGAAUGGCAAAUAAUAGGACAAGAGAAGAAAAAACCAUGGCAGCAUCAGGGGGAAGAAGAUACCGGGCCCGUAGACCUGUGUUCUCUGAAAUAACCCCUCAACACUACAAUCCUCAUUCUGAUAUGGUCUAUGCUCCACCACUUUAUGCGGUUAUGAAUGCUCAACCUUUCAGUCGACCACAACCACAGGCUAACAGAAAUCAGCCUCUAUUCCAAAGAAACCAGCCUCCUCACCAAAACCACUAUAAUCCUCGACCUUCCCAGAAUAACUUCCGUCCUCGGGAACCACCCAGGAGACCCAACUAUACACCAAUCGGUGAACCCUACUCCACCCUGUUCCCUAAGCUUGUAGAAGGGCACGAUACAAGCAACUAUUGGACAUUGAAACAAGCGGUAGAGAACUUGUUAGAGCAAGGGAAAAUUGUGUUGAAAGAUGAGGAUGUCCCAAAUGUGACCAAUAAUCCGCUGUCCGCUCACAACAAUGGGCCGAUAAUCGGGAUGAUUUGUGAAGGCAAAGAAUUUGAUCCGGCGCUUAAGGCCAUAAUUGCUAUUGCUAAUGCAGAAAGGAAGCCCAAGGCAACCCCGAAGCAAGAGAAAGGGGAAAAGAAGAGUAAAAUCACCGAGACUGAACCAGAAAAGAAAAUUGAUGUAUCCAAGCAGGCAUAUGUGGUAUGGGGGACGAUCAAACCACAUCGGCUGAAUGAGCCAGUGGUUAUUGGACGCAUACCACAGAAGCCAAA
Molecule: messenger RNA, 1847 nt
Organism: Nicotiana tabacum (common tobacco)
Lineage: Eukaryota; Viridiplantae; Streptophyta; Magnoliopsida; Solanales; Solanaceae
Source: RefSeq, a predicted model, not a curated record